Molecule: messenger RNA, 2589 nt
Organism: Suillus discolor
Lineage: Eukaryota; Fungi; Basidiomycota; Agaricomycetes; Boletales; Suillaceae
Exons: 9
Coding region: 1-2589 (862 amino acids)
Source: RefSeq, a predicted model, not a curated record
AUGGCUCGGAAAAAACUGCACAAGUCCAACAAAGAACGCCAAGAAGCUGCUAAGGGAUACAGAAAGGUGUAUUAUGAGAGAAACAAAGUCGCCAUCUUGAAAAAGAUGAAAUUAAAGUAUCAUGAUAGUACAUCGAAGCAUCCGCAGCAUCCAAGGUAUCUACGCACAACCCUUCAGAACUCCGAGUCAAACGAUACAGGAGACAGCGGCGAUACAGGAGCCAGCGACCUCACUACUAGAUUAUCUGAACCGCAGAUUAAAUUCCAUAGGCUUGUCAAUGGGUCCACCCAUAAGUUCUUGGAUGACCUGGUGUUGCAGUAUACGGGUAGCACUCGUUCCGAAGACUCACGGCGGCCUAUUCUGGAUGCACUUGAUAUCGCUCAAGAGGCCGAAGAAGCAGUUACAAGAAGUGGAGAUGAUGGCGUCAAAACGUUAAAUCCCCAUCACGAAAUUCAAAGAGAGCGAAAGAUGGUUGCUAGUGAAUGGACAUCUAAGGAGCAGAAGGAGUGGUUAACGGCACAGCUUCCCGGGUAUCAAAAGUGCUCGACUAAAUCUAGCUAUGCAAAGUUCUGGCCCCCCAUCUAUGAGCAAUGGGAGCAGCAAUGGCCCAUAUAUAAAGAGCUCUGGCCAGAACUUCCCGAUGAGGAUGGUCUGAAUGCCGUACAAUCGGCAGCAAAGGGGAAGGCAGUAAAGAGGCGUCAGAAGCAACUGCGCACCUGGAUGUCGUGGCAUUCGGGUAAUUCCGCAUCUCGCAAAGGCAGAGUGGCGCAAUCUUCCACACGGGCCACUCGUUUACUCAAGGACCUCCUCCAGCCUCGGGGUGCAAGAGCUCUGAGCGAGGCCGAAAUGUACUCCCGACUAUAUUAUAAAACCAAUAUCCGUCCAACUGUCGAAGCUGCAGUUAGCGAACGUGGCUCCACAACAAGAGGUGAAAGACUAACGAUUGUACGAGAGGUCACACGUCAAUGUUGGGAGCGAGAAGCCGAUGAGACUAUUAUUGCGGACGUCAAGGCCAGGAUGAAAGCAAAGAAGAAAUCGAGGAAGGCGAAUACUGAUGCAGAUGAUGAAGACGCCGAGGCUCUGGAGGACGAAGAUGAAGAGGAGCAAUCACCAACCACCGAGGAUAUGCUUGAAGCACAGGAAAACUUACCUGCUAUCUUCAACACAAUCCUCACGUACCUCGAGCACCAAACUGGGUUUUCGUUCUUGGUGUUAAUGGGUGGGCCAGAUCCCUCGAACAACAACAAAAUCUCUGUCGCAUUGGUUGACGUCGGUACCACCAAGCUGGGACAUUCAGCCCCGCAAUUAUUGCCUGACUUCAAGGAACACUUUCUUGGAACGUAUCUGAAAUUCCUUCAAGGUGUACAAGGCUAUUCCUCCCCCGAACCUGAGAUGAAAGGCGAUGCCAAAAGAGCGGUAGCUGCGGACAACGGAGAGGCCGGGGAUGGAGACCAGACGGACCUUGAAGAUCAAGACAAAGUAGAUGCUGACCCUUUCACAGAUGAGCCGGAGGAGGAAAUAGAGGUGUCGCAGAGUGAGGGGAAUGUUUUGGACGGGAGGGAGGAACGUCAAGAGCAGAUUCUCGAUAUUUAUUCGCCUAACUAUGCUAUGCCCAUGCAUGACAAUCCGACUCAGAAGCCUGACACCAUGCAUGACUCAUUGCAGCCCAUCAACAUGCAUGGCCUCCAGCAACCCAUCAACAUGCAUGGCCUCCAGCAGCCUGAGGGUCAGGCAAAUCUCGCCAUGCAUGAUGCCAACUCAUCAUACUUCGCCAACUCUACCAACUUCAGCAAUGAUGGUCACUCUGCGGAUCUCGGUCAACUGCUCAGCAAUCCUCAAUUGUGGACUUUCGCCCCUCCACCAAUCUAUGAUCCGCUUCAAAAUUUCAACAGUUUCAACCAUUUCAACCCAGUCCCUAGCUACCCCUACCCCCAGCCUAUGGGCUAUCCCCAGCCUUCGAACUACCAGCCUUCAAACUUCCCCCAGCCUGCGAGCUACCUCCAGCAAUCCAGUGGCCAUCUGAGCCAUGCUUUACCACCGUCACCACCUGCCACCGACAAUUCUCCUUCGUCUUCUUCAGACGGCUCACCACCACUGUCACCUAUUCCCACACCGUCUCUUUCAGACGGCUUACCACCGCUGUCACCUAUUCCCACUCCGUCUGUUUCAGACGGCCUACCACCGCUGCCACCUGUUCCCACACCGUCUGUUUCAGACGGUUUACCACCGCUGCCACCCGUUCCCACUCCGUCUCCUUCGGUCACCUUACCACCACUGCCACCCGUGCCCACAGGCGAUCCUCCCUCGGUUCCAGCAGGCCUUCCUCAGAAGGCAGCAGGUGGUAAAGCUAAACGCGCAGCUUCUACCAGCCAGCCCGAACCCACUACUCGCAAGUCCAGACGUCCACCGAAACCAUCUACUCGCAACGAAACCGCUAAUGCCAUUGGCGCUAAUGCCCUCAGCGAAAUGCGGGAGAAGGAAAAUACGGCCACCGUGGGGGGAAAAAAGGUCCGUAAACACGGACUGGAAGCAGGUGGAGAGCCUAUUGCUAAGUACUGCGUACGCUUCAUCGGAAAUAAUGGCCACUGA